GGCUUGCUAACCGGCUAGCCGUCUGAGCUACAGUUGCCUUCUUAUUCGGGGUAAAAUUAACCGGCGGCUCUGCCAUCCCGUUAACACCGGCUUAUCUGUACGACACAAUGCCGGUUCACUCCCGGGAGAAGAAAGAAAGUAACCACGAAGAAAUGGAGGUGGAUUUUCCCGAGCAAGACGGCAGCAGCACAGACGAGGAGGACACUGUUAGCUCAUCCGUGUCCGAAGAUGGAGACAGCUCGGAGAUGGAUGAUGAGGACUGUGAGAGGAGGAGGAUGGAGUGUCUGGAUGAGAUGACCACCCUGGAGAAACAGUUCACUGACUUGAAGGAGCAGUUGUACAAGGAGCGUUUGAGCCAAGUGGACAUCAAGCUGCAGGAGGUAAUGGCUGGCUGUGCCCAGGAGUACCUGGAGCCUUUAGCCAACCUGCAGGAGAACAUGCAGAUCAGGACCAAAGUUGCUGGAAUCUACAGGGAGCUGUGUUUGGAGUCAGUGAAGAAUAAGUACGAGUGUGAGAUCCAGGCAGCCUGCCAACACUGGGAGAGUGAGAAGCUGCUGCUGUUUGACACUGUGCAGAGUGAACUGGAGGAAAAGAUAAGAAGACUGGAAGAAGACAGACACAGCAUUGACAUUACCUCAGAGUUGUGGAAUGAUGGAUUGCACUCACGGAAAAACAAGAAAAAAGACCCGUUCUGCCCUGUCAAGAAGAAGAAGCCUGUUGUUGUUUCUGGGCCUUAUAUUGUUUACAUGCUGCAAGAUCUGGAUAUUCUUGAAGACUGGACUGCAAUAAGAAAGGCAAUGGCAUCGCUGGGGCCACACAGGGUGAAGGUAGAUGUCCCUGCUGUAAAACCCGACAGACAUCACCACGUGGCGCGCUCUGAGGACGGUCGACUUUUCUAUGACAACCAAUGGUAUUGCAGGGGACAAGCCAUCUGUAUUAACAGGAAGGACGAGUACCCUACUAGCGCCAUCAUCACCACAAUCAACAAUGACGAGGUGUGGUUCAAGCGACUGGACGGCACCAAGUCAAAGCUGUACAUCUCCCAGCUGCAGAAAGGCAAAUACACUAUCAAGCACUCAUAAAAACACACACUGACACUCGCUCGUACCCACACACGUACAGUACAAAGACCGUCAUCUUUGCCAUGUUUCUCUGCCUCCUUCCCAUGUUGUGUCUUUCUACAUGCUUGACAUAUGAACAGUACACACAGAGACACACACAUCAUGCAAUGCAAAGAUUUUCACUCGAAGCUUGACAAAUACAAACACACCUCAUUUCACUCCCUCUUUGUAUGAGUAACAAAAAAAAAACUGUCCAGAAACAUAUUUCCCACCUAUAACCCACCCAUUUAGAAGAUGGUCUUUUCUGUAAAUAUGUAUAUGUUUGUUGAUAUUAUUGACAAGGCCACAAAGUGUCAUUUUCUCUGGAACGGAGAUCAAUGCAAAGUGCUGCUAAAAAAAACAGAAAAACGAAGGGAGAAAAACCGGAGCAGUAGCGAACUGUGAAGCUCAGUCGCGUGCCUUUCUGAGACGAGACGAUGCCUCGGCUGAUCGAACAAAAGUCCUGAACUAUCGAUGCAGUGAAGCCUUACUUUGUACUGUGUUAGCACCAGGAGGACUGAAGCGGGUCGAUGAAUGAGCGAGUGAGAAAAUGUGAUCCAGGUGAGGAUGCCGUUAGACUUGAAUUUCAUGCUCCGCAGAGCCUGAUAAAUCUGUAUUAGGAUCCCCAGGGACCCCAGUUUGAGAAAUUGUUUUAGUUAGUUAAACAAAAAAAAAAAAAAAGCGUCAAUAUGGAGACUGAUUAAUCAAUUUUGAGUAAACGAUUAUA
Molecule: messenger RNA, 1827 nt
Organism: Toxotes jaculatrix (banded archerfish)
Lineage: Eukaryota; Metazoa; Chordata; Actinopteri; Toxotidae
Gene: brms1lb
Product: BRMS1 like transcriptional repressor b
Exons: 10
Coding region: 108-1082 (324 amino acids)
Biological process (GO): negative regulation of transcription by RNA polymerase II
Cellular component (GO): Sin3-type complex
Molecular function (GO): histone deacetylase binding
Source: RefSeq, a predicted model, not a curated record